GCGAUGCGGAUCUCCCGGAAGUAAAUACAACAGACUUGACGGGAAGCUGCAUGUCUGUUGCACCAUGGGGGUUCGUGGCCUUACAAGUUAUGUCGAAGGAAAUCAUCAGUUCUUCACAGAUAUGAGAUUUAGAGACUGCCGCUUGGUGAUUGAUGGGUGUAGCUUGUAUUUUCGAUUGUAUUUUAACUCUGGAUUGGAUCAAGCAAGGGGUGGAGAUUAUGACAAAUUUGCAGUGUUGGUGCAACAGUUUUUUGCAGCUCUUUCAGAAUGCAAUGUGAAGCCAUUUGUCGUGUUAGAUGGUGGGAUGGACCAGACAGACAAAAAGUUCAAGACGCUGCAGGAACGAACCCAAAGCAAGAUCCGAGAGGCUCAUGCUCUUUCCCGAGGAUCUCCCGGUUCGGUUCUUCCUCUGCUUACACGUGAAGUCUUCCUACAGGUCCUCUCCGAGCUUGGUGUGCCCUUGGUGCAGUGUAUUUCCGAAGCUGAUUUUGAGAUAGCUUCUCUUGCCAAACAUUGGGGAUGUCCCGUUUUGACCAAUGACAGUGACUUCUACAUCUUUGACUUGCAUGGUGGCUACUUGCCAUAUUCAUUUUUUCAGUGGAAUAAUGUCAGUGGUAAGGCCACUGAACGCUACAUUCCUGCUCAGCUUUUCACCGUGAACCGCUUCUGCUCGCACUUCAACCAUAUGAACAAACAGCUUCUGCCACUGUUUGCUGUCGUUACUGGCAACGACUACACUCCUGCUAAAAUAACAGAAAUAUUUUUCCGCCGUGUGGAGCUUGAAAGAGUACCAGUGGGUCGAAAGUCUGGAUGUAGUUGCAAUCCUCGAAUUGAGAGCUUUCUGCUCUGGCUAGCUCAGUUUACCAGUCCUGUAGAUGCUUUGGAGGAAGUACUGGAUAUUUUGGGUGGACAGCAGAAAGAAAAGUUUCAUACUCAGCUCUCUGCAGGAAUACAGGACUACCAGCUCCCUCGUACUAGCAUUCUGGCUCAAUACUUCUCAAGUGCCCAACCUGCACUACCAAAUACCCAAGACCUCCCAGCAGCACUGAUUUCUCAACCAGAGUGGCUUUUAAGGGCAUUCGCAUCUGGAAAGCUGCCCUCCUUGGUCUUGAAUGUGCUUGUGCUCCAGAAAGUUUUGCUGAUUGCCCAAGUGGAGAAUACUCACCAGCCCAGCAGUCAUAUAACCUCACUGAGUAUCCGAAAGACCAUCUACAGCCUGUUGCUUUUGGAGAAGGUAAGACACGAUAGUCAAAGGCAACAGAAUGUCACCCAGAGAGGAAGGGGAAGGGGAAGGGGAAGAGAAGAUCUAAACAGGCAGUCUCAGGGUAUGGGAGGACAACAGUGUGACAACCUAUGUGUUGUUGAUGAGUAUGACAGACAAGACCUCAAUCUCAAGAAGAACACCGUGGAGGCUCAACUACCCAACUCUGUGCAUCAGCUGAAUCUUGCUACAGUUGACAAGGUGCCUGCACAGGUGAGACUGCAGGUGUUGUUGGGAACACUGGGUAUGAUGGACCACCUUUUGCAGCCAUUGCCUCCCCACCUUCGCCUGCCAGUGUGUGUGACGAUUUUUUGGAAGAAUAACUCUAAACCAAAGCCCAGUCACCCACGACUGCAGGCCAUGUUGUUAGGACUGGUAUACGGCGAACUCAGCUGGAGAACGGCAUAUCCUGAUGACCCACUGUAUUGCAGCAAAUCUGCUGCAUCUGUCUGUCAGCGAUUAUCUCAGCUGAGGGUCAACCCUGGACAAAAGUGGGACCUUGAGCUGGGUGUGGCCCAUUCAUUCAGCCAAUGGCAGUCAUGUAUGUUGGCGGGGCUUUACCUGAACCAAUUACUGUGUUUCCCACUACCUGAGCCUCGAUAUGCCUGGGUAUUCAGUGGUACUCUGUUGCACGGGCUUGAGGCUGCAAUAAGAGGGGGUCACCAGCCUGAGUCUCUGCUUGCAGGGGACACUGGUGCUUGGCAGCUCUACUCCAUCCUCUUGAAGGCGUUAACAGGCCCUGCAGUAUCAGCAACACCAAGAAUGAGUAGAGGAGGGGGGCAAAUACAAGCACAGCAAAGAGGAAGGGGCAAUGCAGGGAGGGGACCGGGCAAUGAAGGUAGAGGAAGGGCUAGUGGAGGGAGAGGGAUGGGUCAUGGUGGAAAAGGGAGGGGCAACAGAAGCAGAGGAAUGAUGCCUGCAGACAGUGAUUUAGAUAACAGGUUUUCUUUGUUGACAUUUGAGUGGACUUGAAAGAGUAGAGGGAAAGGAUAUUUUAUAUUUCAAAGAAGCUAGUUUAGUAGGGGAGGAUAAACAAGGACAGAUUUGCAUACUGUUCUAUUUUUUACUACAUUAAUUUCUUUUGAGGGAAGGCUUGACAUUUCUCUCGAUGCCUUUUACUUACAUCUUCAGCCUCAUAGUGUAACUAACCAUAUUUUGUCUGAGAGCAGCUUUUAGUGUAGGCCAGCUUAAUUUCAGUUAACAGGAAUGUUGUAUUAUGACAGCUAUCAUUAUGAACAUGCUUGUACUUGCACUGAAACUGUUUUGCCGCUAUAUCAUGUAAAUUGUCAAUUUAAUGUAACUUUUUAUGCUAUUUAAUUGAAUGAACUUUAAUGAGGAAUUAUGGUGACUUUUUAUGUUAUAUAAGCUUACUUUUGGUACCAAUAUUUUUUAUGUAAUGUUUUAAAAUGCCUGUUUUGUUAAGUGCUCAUAUGAUAUACCGUAUAUCAUCUUAAUUAGUUCAAAGUUAUAGCUGAUGGUUGGUUUAUUGAGAAUAUGGCUAACAUAUUCCAAUCCUGACUGUGAGUACUAAACUUGAGUGUUUAUCUUAUGUCAUUCUGUUUAAAAAAAAAAAAAAACAGCGCAGAUGUUUUAUGUACAGCAAUAACCUGUAAUAGCCGCUGCCAUGUGGAAUUAGCUCAGACUGAAAUAAAGAGCUGAAAAUAGAAGUGCAAUGUUAUUAGAAAGCGCUCUUGUGCUCCAGGGGAUGUAAAAUAAGGCAUAGUCUUAUUGGAGAUUACCUUAAGUGAAAUAUCUCUUGGCAAAGGUGGAAGUUUUUGGCCGCUUCAUAAAAUUCCACCCCAUAGACAGGUUUUGUCUUGAUGUAAAACAUUGGUGGGAAUAACAAUGUUUAGCCCUCCUAUAGUAAAAGUCUCUUGGCAAAUUGGAUUACUGUUAUUCUUAAAAGGUGUUUGUUGACAUGUCUAAACUGGAUGGUCAUGAAUAAGAUUUGCUGAUGACUAUACAAAGUUUAUCAACAUUGAACCUAUAUCAUAUUAUAUACAACUAUUUUACCGAUUUGACAAGACAAAAUGAUCCAAGCACAUAAUAUACAUCUUAAAAAUGUUUUAUGGUUGUUUAAAGUUGUCAGCCUUUUAACCUAGUGAGAUGGUUUAUCGUUCUUUUUAUGUGCCAGAUUUUUUACAUUUUUGCACAUUGUAGCUGAUUUCUUACUGCCCUGCUGUAUUAAAAUACAAAUACAAAUAAAAUGCAUUUUUAAAGUGAUUGAUGCU
Molecule: messenger RNA, 3492 nt
Organism: Myxocyprinus asiaticus (Chinese sucker)
Lineage: Eukaryota; Metazoa; Chordata; Actinopteri; Cypriniformes; Catostomidae
Product: protein asteroid homolog 1-like
Exons: 5
Coding region: 65-2233 (722 amino acids)
Molecular function (GO): nuclease activity
Source: RefSeq, a predicted model, not a curated record